Lotus japonicus is the source of this 1013-nucleotide messenger RNA. Its product is annotated as chaperone protein dnaJ 8, chloroplastic-like. The record is from RefSeq and is a predicted model, not a curated record. Lineage: Eukaryota; Viridiplantae; Streptophyta; Magnoliopsida; Fabales; Fabaceae. The coding region runs from base 331 to 771 and encodes 146 amino acids. The transcript has 3 exons.
UCUUCUGUCGGAGACUGACUCUGUCUCUGUCUCUCUCUCAAAAUAGAGCGUGUGCCGUGUCACGCCACGCUGCUACACAAUGGAUAAGAUGAAGAUGAAGAUCAAGAUGCCCCUUAUUCACCGUUCUAUUCCUAUAUAUACCUUCUCCCUUCUCCAUUCUAAUCAUUCAAUUCUAUUUCUAUUUCAUUCCCACUAAUUUGAUGUAUUUUUUUUUUUUUGCAAUUACUGAGUUUCCAAAGAAUCAAUCUCAUUAAUUUAGUCUUGCCCAGUUGAAAAGAUCAAACUUUGAUAGUUUGAUUAUUAACAACCUUUAAAAGGGUAGAUUUUGCAAUGGCUGCUGCUGCUGCUGGGGUUAUUGGUGGUUAUUCAUUGUCAUGGAUGCAAUUCAAAGGCAGAGAAAGGAAUCACAACAGGGUUAUGAUUUGUUGCUCUUCUUCUUUGAUGGAUUCUUAUAAGACCUUAAGAGUCCAACCAGGUGCCUCCCAAACUGAGGUUAAGAAAGCUUUCCGGCACCUUGCUCUGCAGUACCAUCCAGACGUGUGCCAAGGCAGCAAAUGUGGGGUGCAGUUUCACCACAUCAACGAGGCUUAUGAUGUUGUGAUGGCCAAUUUGAGAGGUGAAUCCAACACAUCACUAAUGUAUGAGGCAGGCAUUGAUGAGGCAAUUAAGGGAGUGAAUGAUCAAGAUUUGGAGGACUUGUGGGAAGAGUGGAUGGGGUGGGAAGGAGCAGGAAUUCGUGAUUACUCUUCUCAUAUUAAUCCUUACAUUUGAAAAUCUCAUGCAAUCUUAUUAUCAAUGCUUAAGUUAGACCCACUUGUCCACACCAAAAUUGUCGUUGGUGUUCCUUGUACAUAGUCCAAGUGUCAAAAGUCAUUGUCCUCAGUGUGAUUGAAGUUGAGGGAGUGACUUUGUGUCAAUAAUACAAAUCAAACAUUUUUUUUUGAAAGGAUAAUACAAAUUAAAGUUCAAAAGAGGAGAAAGCUCAUUGCAUGAACGAUACAUUAUAUACUAAA